GCGCCCUGUUCCCGCCUCUCCAGUUAAGGCCGCUGGUGUGAGCCCGGGCUCGGCGCGAGCGAGGGACGACGGAAGGGACGGGCAGGUGUGGACGCGGGGCCACGCAGCCCGACGGCGGGAGUCGCAGGUGCUGGGUGCAUGGGCCAGUGAGGACGCACGGAGAUCCCCUCGCCGCGCAGAGGAGGAGCAGCGCGGGAGCCAGGCGCUGCCCCACGACCCUGCGUCCGAGCGAGCGGAACCUCGCGCUUCGCCCGGGGACAGUCCGAAGUCCGCGCUAUGGAAGAGGAGAAAUAUUUGCCUGAGCUGAUGGCAGAGAAAGAUAGCCUGGAUCCAUCUUUUGUGCAUGCAUCGCGCCUUUUGGCAGAAGAAAUUGAAAAAUUUCAAGGUUCUGAUGGAAAAAAGGAAGACGAAGAAAAGAAGUAUCUUGAUGUCAUCAGCAACAAAAACAUAAAGCUCUCAGAAAGAGUACUGAUUCCUGUCAAGCAGUAUCCAAAGUUCAAUUUUGUGGGGAAAUUGCUUGGACCAAGAGGAAACUCCUUGAAGAGGCUACAGGAAGAAACAGGUGCUAAAAUGUCUAUCCUGGGCAAAGGAUCAAUGAGAGAUAAAGCCAAGGAAGAAGAACUAAGGAAGAGUGGGGAAGCCAAAUAUGCCCACUUGAGUGAUGAGCUUCAUGUAUUAAUUGAAGUGUUUGCUCCACCUGGGGAAGCUUAUUCACGUAUGAGUCAUGCAUUGGAAGAGAUUAAAAAAUUCCUGGUUCCUGACUACAAUGAUGAAAUUCGUCAGGAACAACUACGUGAAUUAUCUUACUUAAAUGGCUCAGAGGACUCUGGUCGUGGCCGAGGUAUUAGAGGCAGAGGGAUCAGAAUAGCUCCCACAGCUCCUUCAAGGGGCCGUGGGGGUGCCAUUCCUCCUCCCCCACCACCUGGACGAGGUGUUCUCACCCCUCGAGGAAGCACUGUAACCCGUGGAGCCCUUCCAGUGCCACCUGUAGCAAGAGGUGUCCCUACCCCUCGAGCCCGGGGGGCACCAACAGUGCCAGGAUACAGGGCGCCUCCUCCUCCAGCCCAUGAAGCUUAUGAAGAAUAC
Mandrillus leucophaeus (drill) is the source of this 1086-nucleotide messenger RNA. It is a transcript of the gene KHDRBS2, whose product is annotated as KH domain containing, RNA binding, signal transduction associated 2. Gene Ontology annotation, molecular function: mRNA binding; poly(A) binding. The record is from RefSeq and is a predicted model, not a curated record. The annotation marks the transcript as partial. NCBI's taxonomy places the organism in Eukaryota, Metazoa, Chordata, Mammalia, Primates, Cercopithecidae. Gene Ontology annotation, biological process: regulation of alternative mRNA splicing, via spliceosome. Gene Ontology annotation, cellular component: nucleus. The transcript is spliced from 6 exons.